AGACAUGCGAGUUCUCGCGGGAACAAUUUUCAAAAAGAACCCCGGCUCUUUAGCAGUGGUUCUGCUGAAUGAACAGGACGGUUUUUCUGUGCUGAGGUGGAUGUAGUGUCACGAAUCCGGGCGCCCAGAGCUUUCUGGACGGGCCUCUGGUUGCAGCAGCUGGGAGGUGUGAGGAGGGAGUAGACUGAGAACAGCAAGCAUGGAGGCAGAUAUCAUGGAUCUCCGAAACAAACUCAAAGAGUGUGAAAAGGAGCGACUGAAAGCUGCACAGUAUGGCCUGCAGCUGCUGGAGAGGCAAACGGAACUGCAGAAUCAAUUGGAUAAGUGUCACGAGGAAAUGAUGACCGUGACAGAGAAUUAUAACCAAGAGAAGUAUGCUCUACAAAGAGAAGUUGAGCUCAAGAGUCGGAUGUUGGAAAGUUUGAGCUGUGAAUGUGAAACUUUGAAACAACAGCAGAAGACGCAGCUGGAGCAGCUGGAAAUGCAGCUGAACAGAAGCCACAGGCAGGAAGUGAGCGGCCUGAAAAACAAGUUAGAGAAACUGAAAGUGGAACUAGAUGAAGCAAGGUUAAGUGAAAAGCAGCUGAAGCAGAAGCUGGAUCACCAAGAGGAAGUUCUCGCUCGCAAAUCGGAAGAGCUCCGGCUAAUGUCUGAGCAGCGCAUGGGCAAUAGCAUGUCUUCGGAGGUGCUGGCUCUUCAGAUUGAGCUAACUGAAAUGGAAGGUGUGAAGGCUGCUCUCAAGGAAGAGGUGGAUGAACUGCAGUACAAACAAGAGCAACUGGAAUGCUUCAAUACUUCCUUAAUGCACCAGGUAGACCGGCUUAAAGAAGAAAAAGAGGAGCGAGAGAAGGAAGCGGUGUCGUAUUAUAACGCCUUAGAGAAAGCUCGCAUAGAAAAUCAAGAUCUUCAGGUGCAGUUGGGUCAUGCCCUUCAGCAAGCCUUGGAUCCCAACAGUAAAGGAAACUCCUUGUUUGCAGAGGUGGAGGAUCGGAGGGUGGCUAUGGAACGCCAGCUCAACUUGAUGAAAGUCAAGUAUCAGUCAAUGAAGAAGCAAAAUGCAUUCACCAGAGAGCAGAUGAACAAAAUGAAGUUACAAAUCUCCACAUUGCUGAGGAUGAGGGGAUCUCAAACCGAAUUUGAGCAGCAGGAACGGUUGUUUGCCAUGUUGGAACAGAAGAAUGGUGAAAUAAAAGACCUUUUAGGUGAAAUUAAAAAUCUGGAGAAAUUUAAGAACUUAUAUGAAAGUAUGGACUCUAAGCCUUCCACAUCAGCCAGCCCUGGUACUCUAGAAGACAGCACCUAUUAUGCAGAUUUACUUCAGCUAAAGCUUGAUAAGUUAAAAAAAGAAAACGAAGGCACAAAGGGUGAACUGUCCAUACAGAGAAUGAAGGCGUUAUUUGAGAGCCAGCGGGCCCUGGAUAUCGAGCGGAAACUGUUUGCAAAUGAAAGGCACCUUCAGCUUACAGAAAGUGAAAACAUGAAGCUGAGAGCUAAGCUAGAUGAAUUAAAGCUGAAGUAUGAGCCUGAAGAGAAAAUUGAAGUACCUGUACUCAAAAAGAGACGUGAGGUGCUGCCAUUGGAUAUAACUACUCCAGAAGAAACACCUGCUGCCAAUGCCCCUAGGGAAGAAGUUUCUAGACUGCCACUUCAGAGAGAGGAGAAAGAGUCCUGCCUUAAUAACUUCGAUGAUAACACUGUGCAGUGGGGCCAGCCAGCCUCUUCAGCCAUUCAGCCAGCCAGCCUCUCUCCCCACAAGAGCCCGCCUCUGGAUAUGCAGCCAAAGAAGGAGAAGAAAUGUGUGAAGCUUGUGGAUGGUCCAGCCAAUUCUGAGGCCUUACGUGAACAAAAUGGGAACACCCCCAGCUCUCCCAGGUCAGUGUGUCCUUCUGCCUGGCCGUCAGCAGCCUUCUCCAUCUUUCCUCUUGCUACUGCCUGAGCUGUGCCACGCUGCUCUGUGUUCCUGACUGGUCCAUGCUGCUCUGUGUUCCUGACUGUGCCACGCUGCUCUGUGUUCCUGACUGUCCCACGCUGCUCUGUGUUCCUGACUAUGCCACACUACUCUGUGUUCCUGACUGGUCCACGCUGCUCUGUGUUCCUGACUAUUCCACGCUGCUCUGUGUUCCUGACUGUGCCACACUGCUCUGU
Molecule: messenger RNA, 2145 nt
Organism: Peromyscus maniculatus bairdii (prairie deer mouse)
Lineage: Eukaryota; Metazoa; Chordata; Mammalia; Rodentia; Cricetidae
Source: RefSeq, a predicted model, not a curated record